Aureobasidium subglaciale EXF-2481 is the source of this 267-nucleotide messenger RNA. RefSeq lists its product as uncharacterized. The record is from RefSeq and is a predicted model, not a curated record. The transcript has 2 exons. NCBI's taxonomy places the organism in Eukaryota, Fungi, Ascomycota, Dothideomycetes, Dothideales, Saccotheciaceae. Bases 1 to 267 code for a protein of 88 amino acids.
AUGGGCUUCAUGGACUCUAUCCGCGCAAAGGUCGAGCUAUACAGACUUGAGCAGAGAUACGCUCGUCGUGACAAGCGUACCACAGUCUGCAUGCCCGCCGCACGCUAUGUCGACGGCGAAUACAUCUUCGACAACUCGCCCGGUAGCCCCACUGGCAGCGCUGGCUCAUGGCAACACAGCACCAGCUCCUCCAAGCGCAGCCCUGCCGUCAAGGUCAGGGAGCUCAUGUCGAAGAGUGGCCAGGGUCGUACCCAUCGCAACACUUAA